UUUCUUUCCAAGCGAACCAAAGCACUCCUCCGAAAAGCAAUCAGGCUGCAGAGUCGACUCCAAGCUCCUUUUUUUUUUCCAAGCGAACCUUCCCUUUCCCCGCAAAUCCGCCUCUCCACCGCCGCCAUGGCCCAGCGCCUCCUCCUUCUCCUGGCCGUCGCCGCCGCGUCCCUCCUCGCCGCCGACUCGCGGCCGUGCCACACUUUCCACGUCGCCAUCCCGGCCGACCCCAACAACCCCAGCGGUGACGGCGCCGCCCACCACCGCCGCGUCCCCCAAAUCGCCACGGUGAUCACCGUCUUCCGCGUCCGCCGCCUCGGCCCGCACCUCCCCCACUACCACCGCAACCACCACCACCUCCACUCCAUCCCCGCCAACGUCCAGAUCCGCCACCCCGAGCUCCCCCACCUCGCCGCCGCCGAGGCAGCGGGGCCCCAGGAGCGCGCCAGGAACAUCCUCGUGUUCGUCUUUGGUCUCCUCUUCGGCGUCGCCUGCGGCGCUCUCACCGCCGCUUCCGUGUACCUCGUCUGGUCCGUGGUUGCCGGCGCCACCGCGGCCUCCCCCUACGACGAGCUCUACGGUGACGAGGACGACAACGAGGCGUCCGACACUGAGAGCCUCAAGAAGGUCGGCUACGUCAUCAUCCAGGAGCUCGAGGCCCACGACGGCGGUAAGAACUAGGGCUAGGGUUUGGUGGCGCUCCAGGGAGGGCAAGUACGUGCAGUGGAAUGAUCGAUGGCACAUGCCUAUGUGUUGCGUAAUUCUAAUGCCUCUAUGAUGUGUAGCUGAGAAGUACUAGGGAUUUACCCUCCAUGUGAAACGCUGUCGAAGCGCUCGCUUAAGCUGUGAAAUGUUCUUGUUUCUGAUGAACUUAUCGAUCAAUGUUAUGUGUUAUUUGUGAAA
Phragmites australis (common reed) is the source of this 903-nucleotide messenger RNA. RefSeq lists its product as uncharacterized. NCBI's taxonomy places the organism in Eukaryota, Viridiplantae, Streptophyta, Magnoliopsida, Poales, Poaceae. The record is from RefSeq and is a predicted model, not a curated record. Bases 127 to 681 code for a protein of 184 amino acids. The transcript has a single exon.